Messenger RNA from Spodoptera exigua (beet armyworm), 1989 nucleotides. The record is from the annotation of a GenBank genome assembly. NCBI's taxonomy places the organism in Eukaryota, Metazoa, Arthropoda, Insecta, Lepidoptera, Noctuidae.
AUGGGUCGGCUCGACCGGAGUGAUACCACGGCCUCACAGAAAACCGGCGUCGCAGGAGUCGUGGGCAGAGCUGAUGUUCUGGCGUGCCUUUUCUUCCUCUCUUCUGUUCUAUUGUAUCAUGGAUCAUCAGGCCGUCACAGAGUGUGGUCGAGCGUGGCACUGGCUGCACUUAGCAUGCUGGCCAAGGAGACAGGACUAACUGCGCUGCUGUUCAAUGUAGCCUUUGACCUAUACCGCUGUUGGACAUCUAACAGAUUCUCACCAUCGAUAAAAUGGCGAUGGCGUACAGAUAGUUUCUAUGGACGAGUGGUUCGAGCACUGACUGCAUUAAUACUGCUGGCGGGCGUAAGGCUCGCGCUGUUACAAGGAUCCCUCCCUGCAUUCUCGCCUCAGGACAACCCUCCUGCCUUCCAUCCAUCAUUUAGCGUCAGGUUGAUGACGUUCUGUUACCUGGCAGCCUUCAACUGGUGGCUCUUACUCUGCCCUUGGACUCUCAGCCACGACUGGCAGAUGGGCUCAGUGCCUCUUAUCACCAGUGGCUGGGACCCGAGGAACGUGCUCACCUGCGCGGCUUUCAUUGCAUUAUUGGCACUCUCCUAUAGAUGUUUAGUUGACUUAGAGUUACAACGACACGCGCCUGCAGUUGUAGGCUUAAUGAUGUUGGUGAUACCUUAUCUACCUGCCUCCAAUCUCCUCGUCACGGUUGGGUUCGUGGUGGCCGAAAGAGUGCUGUAUAUACCCAGUGUGGGCUCAGUGAUUAUCACCGUGUAUGGUGUCCAGAUGAUGUGGCGACGAAGUUCCGGCAGUAGACUCCUGAUCCUUGGAGUAGCAGUGCUGGUAGCUGGCGGAGUAGCCAGAACACACCUUAGAAAUAGAGACUGGAGGACCAGAGAAACUUUGUUAAGAGCGGACUUGUCUGUAUUACCACACAACGCUAAGUUACAUUACAACUUUGCAAACUUCCUGAAGGACAUUGAACAACAAGAGAAUGCGAUCAAACACUACAAAGAAGCUUUAAAGCUCUGGCCAAGUUACGCGAGCGCUCACAACAACCUUGGCACAUUGGUUCUGGCAUCAGGUCGAGCUGAACAUCACUUCCUACAAGCUCUCAAAUACAACAGGGAUCACGUUAAUGCUCAUUAUAAUCUUGCCAAAUUGUAUAGAAAGAAAAAUCGUAUACCAGAAUCAUUAAAGAUGCUAGAACGCUGCAUUUCUUUAGAACCACGGUUUGUUCAGGCGUACCUUGAACUCCUACUGCUCAAACCAGAAGAUGAAAAGAGAGGAGUUCUAGACAAACUACUUGAGCUGGAGCCAAGAAAUUGGGAGCACUAUCUGCUAUAUGGAAACUGGUACAAAGACAGAGGACUGCUCCCAUUAGCCCUGCAAUACUACUCGCGCGCCAUGCGGCUCUCAUUCAGCUCAGCGCAUGGCAAUGCACGCGGCGAGGUGGUGUCACUUCGCGCAGCCUGCCUUGCACUACGGUCAGUAGGACAGUACAGCAGGGUACUACAGCUCCUCGUCAGAUGGCAUGGUGUCCGCGGUGAUGGUCAGCCAGCCAGCCGACGUCUUCUAGCAGCGCGUGCUUGGCGCUUGCGCAGCGAGCUAGCUGAGCGAGCUGCAUUAUAUGCGAGGCCAAGACAUCAGUCCUCCCCAAUUACGUCAACGUGUUUGCAUCACAGCCAGCUAGAAGUGUCAGCACACUACACGAACAAAUUAAAACAAAACCAAAUAGAUUCUAGAAUAUUAGGAGAAAACACACUGCACAGUGGCGCGAGUGCAAACGGCGCUAGAAAUAAAUUAGUUAAAAAUAAUUGCCAAAAAGCGGAAUAUAGGAAGAAAAGCGUGUCGUUAUCAAGUCAUUAUAAACUGACACACAACAAAUCGGAAACAGGACAAAGGCAGAAAAGUUGUCCAUUACACAAGAAAAAGAAAAUUAAAGAUCCAGAGUUCACACCAUUUGUGUCAGACCAUUUAAUAAAGACUUAUUAA